Messenger RNA from Sclerotinia trifoliorum, 4197 nucleotides. Lineage: Eukaryota; Fungi; Ascomycota; Leotiomycetes; Helotiales; Sclerotiniaceae. The record is from the annotation of a GenBank genome assembly.
UCCCUUGAAAACCUUGAAAGUAAUAAUUACAUUGGCAUUGCGAUACCAAUAUCAUUCUCUUUUUUUUUUGGCAUAUUCUGUCUUGUCCUCACUCGCAGUAGAUCUUGGUAAAGAGAGAUUCUUUCUUUGUUCUUCGGUGGCUUUUCACUUGGGAGGAUGAGUGGGUGCGUGGCUUGGCUCUUCUCAAUUAACAGUCUAACAAUGAUUUGUUCAUUUUCUCCUCUGUACCGUAAGCUCAGUCAGUCCCCAUCCACCCUCUGAUGAAAAGAUGAAAAAACAUAGCACCACCUCAAGGUCCUCAAUUCAAUUUACAAUUUACUUUAUCAAUCCCUGGUCUGGUUACAAACAAGGACGGACGUACUCUCGUAAUAAUUCUUAAUCACUCCACCACUUAACCACUUAACCACUUAACCUACCGACCUUCUACCUACUACUCUACUCCAACCUUUAAUCUCCAACCUCUAACCUUCAACCUCUAACCUUCAACCUCUAACCUUCAACCUCUAACCUUCAACCUCUAACCUCUAACCUCUAACUUCUAACUUCUCUUCUAAUUCCUUCAAUGACUUCAAUCCUUUCUUUCACAAAGAUAUGCUGAUAUAUUCUAUUCAAUUAAACUCCAAUUUGUUCUCUGGAUCUGGAGUUUACUUUACUUUUAACCUUCAUUACGACUAGUCAAUCAUUACCACGUACCAUCAAUUGGUUCCCGCAUCCGCAAAACCCGUAAUCUCCUUUUAACAUCUGCCGUCCGUUACACCCAUCACCACCUCCCGAGUUAUAUCACAAUACACGCGAAAAAGCGUUGAUACGCAUCAACAGCAUCACGAAUGCCACACUUCGAAGAGAUGCCAUCGUUCUUAAAUGACGACGCAGGCCCUAUGUAUUCGUCGACACGACCACCCUUUGACCUCCCCAGCCAUCUUCGAAACUCCCACGACAAGCUAUCGGUGAAUGGUGUGAAUGGUGUGAAUGGUGUGAAUGGUGCGAAUGGUGUGAACGGCGUAAAUGGCAGAACAUCGACACAUAAUUCAAUUGGGAAUGGAUUCGAACAUGGAUCAGAUGUAUAUAUCGAUGGUGCUUCAAAUGGUAAUGGGAUGACCAGCAGACACCAAAUGAAUGGAGAUUCACUUCAUGACGCAGCACUAAACUCCUUACCAAAUGGUAGAUCCAGCGCAGGUAGUUGGGAUUACAGGUCGCGGUCCUCGAUGACCGGCAGUACAUACUCGGUAAAUGAACAACCCAAUGUUGCAGCCCAGAAUGGAAGGAGGAGUCCAGGACCUUCAAGUGGUUUUAAUAGGUUAUCCAAUGGUACUGGAGAUAGGAAUUCUUUCGCGUCAACAAAUGGUACCAUAUCAAACACUAUCACAGACACAUCACGACCCGUCACUACUAGCGAUAGUGAACACCAAAAUAGAAUCCCGAGUCCUCAACCAGCUUUGAAUUCUCAACCAACUUCGAUUUCUCAACCAGCUUCGAAUCCUCAACCAGGUCCAUAUCCUCAGAGCACAGGUCCAUUAACUUAUCAAUCACCUUUGUUACCUUCAACUCCUGUAGCUACUACCAAUUCAUUACCUGUACCAGAGACGCCAGCUCGUUCUACAAACGAUUCUUCACCACAUCGAUUUUCUUCACCUUCAGCAAUUCCACCACUACCACCAGCUUCACCUUCACAAAACUCUCUUCAACAUCCUGGCUCUACGCAGUUGAAGCAUCGACAUACAUUAGAAGUCCCUAAAGUUGGUCCGGGUAGAAGUUCCAGGGAUGGUAGUGACGCCGUCUUUACGAGUGGAAGAUUUUCACCAACUUCAGUAGCUACUGGGGCUAGACGUGGAUCUUCAAGUAUCAACAGACGGAAUACACAAUCGAUACAUUCUAAUAUGCCUCACGAAGAGGUUCCUCCGGAUGAAGAUGCGCUUAGAUGGGCUGAAGCUGUACGCCAGAAGCGUGCAAGUAAGAGAAGAAAGAAGGAUGAGGAAGAUGAUGAUAGAGUGGUCGUUGGAACAAAGGUUGAUCAGAACCAUGUAAAUUGGGUUACAGCAUAUAAUAUGUUGACGGGUAUUCGGUUUACUGUUUCGAGAACAAAUGCGAAGCUCGAUAGACCAUUGACUGAUGCAGAUUUCGAGGCGAAACACAAAUUCUCAUUUGACAUGUAGGUUAUAUUGGAUGUAUGAAAGGAUUUCGCUAAUGAUAUACAGCACCGGUAAUGAGUUGACUCCCUCUGCAAAGUACGAUUUCAAAUUCAAGGACUAUGCGCCAUGGGUAUUUCGAAGUCUACGAGCAAAGUUCAAAUUGGAUCCUGCGGAUUACCUCAUGUCCCUGACAAGCAAAUAUAUUCUUUCUGAACUAGGGUCGCCUGGAAAGAGUGGAAGUUUCUUUUACUUCUCGAGAGAUUACAAAUACAUCAUCAAAACGAUUCAUCAUUCAGAGCAUAAGUUCCUGCGGAAGAUUUUGAAGGAUUACUAUCACCAUGUGGAGGAUAACCCUAAUACGCUAUUAUCCCAGUUCUAUGGACUUCAUCGGGUGAAGAUUCCUUAUGGAAGAAAGAUUCAUUUUGUGGUAAUGAAUAACCUAUUUCCACCACACCGCGAUAUCCACCAGACGUUCGACUUGAAGGGUUCUACUAUUGGACGAGAUUUUAAAGAGGAGAACCUAGAACAGAAUCCUCGUGCUACCCUCAAGGAUUUGAAUUGGCUUCGACGAAACCUCCAUCUUGAGUUUGGGCCAGAAAAGAGACGGGUUUUCUUCGAACAGAUGGAGAAGGAUGUAGCAUUGUUAAAGAAACUAAAGAUUAUGGAUUAUAGUAUGUUGGUCGGAAUUCACGAUCUAGGCAAGGGGAAUGAAGAAAACUUGAGAGAUAAAACUCUACAAGUCUUCCAACCAGGGGGAGAUAGCCCUAUAGAUGAUUCUGGACCACCUGGACCUUUGAUGAGGACGCCUAGUAAACUCGAGAAUGCUAGAAAAGCGAGAGAGUUACGGCAAAUAAUCAAACAGGAGAAACCAAUCCCAAUGGGUCAAAGCAGUUCCCGAAUGCCGGAUGAAAUUGAAGAAGAGAACAGGAAAGACUUCACAUUUUAUAGUGAUGAUGGUGGGUUCCGAGCUACACAUGAAGAUGAUAGUCCUGGGGAGGAGAUCUUCUUCUUGUCAAUUAUUGAUUGUCUUACUCAUUAUGGCACUCUUAAGAAGCUUGAGCAUCUAUUCAGUAAGUAAACUUUAUUUCUUGGGACACAUAUAUGCUAACCAAGAAACAGAGGGUCUCAAGCAUGAUAAGAAAAUGAUUUCUCCCAUCAACCCCCAACCUUACGGCGAUCGUUUUGUAGAUUUUAUUGAAGGUAUCACCAAAUCUCGAGAAGAAGCCGCGAGGGAAAAAGAAUGUCCUAUGGAGCACAUACCUCAUACAAAUUCCAACCUUCCAGCGGGUUCUACACGUCGAGGUUCAACUAGCGGGCAUAUGCAUCGUAGUGGCACCAAUAAUACUACCGUCCAACGCGCCGAGAAUGAAGCCUUGAGAAGUGAGCUUGAUGGUAGAAGGGAACUUGUUGAACCGAGAACUGUAUCGACAGUUAGAAGUCCAAGUGCGGAAAGAACAAAUGGACUACAGGGACAGAUACUACCGGUUGUUGAGGAAAUGGGAGAGGCUAGUAGUACAGGAGGUAGAAGUGGAAGGAGUAUUAGAAGUAUGCACGAUGAUGACAGACCAGCUACACCAGCAAAAGAUUAUCCCCCAAGUUUGAAUGGGAAUAGUGGAAGACCGCCAAGUCUGAGAAAGACGAUUAGUAGGAGUAGCUUGGAAAAACAAUUACCGCCACUACCGCCUAGUAAAAAUGGGGUGGAACACGUAGAUUCCGGGAUAGUGAUGCGUUAAGCGGGGUCAGUGUGUAUAGGGGCAAGGAGUACUUGGGAUGAAUAGAGAAUUGGGAUAGAAGAGUCUAGGGGAUGAAAUAAUACAUAGUGGAGGGGAGUGGUGUAAGAGUGAUAGUCAAUAGGCGCAGUAAGUGGAGGAUAAGAUAAGAUACCAUGAUACCAUCUAGCGAAUCGCCCUUUCUUUUCUUUCUCUUUUCUUUCUUUCCUUUCCUGGGUGGUUCGGACUUUCUUUUACUCGUUAAAUCUUUUUUGUUUCUUUUUACUUUGACUUGACAGGAUCGAUUGACAGAUUUGGAGGAGGAUUUUCUUUUGUGCUUUGGAUUUGUGGGGUGGAGA